Molecule: messenger RNA, 763 nt
Organism: Scylla paramamosain (green mud crab)
Lineage: Eukaryota; Metazoa; Arthropoda; Malacostraca; Decapoda; Portunidae
Gene: DCTN3-p24
Exons: 5
Coding region: 57-620 (187 amino acids)
Biological process (GO): cytoskeleton-dependent cytokinesis
Cellular component (GO): dynactin complex
Source: RefSeq, a predicted model, not a curated record
AAAGAGAGUCAAUUAUUGGAAACAACCACCACCACCAUCAUCAUCAUCAGACCAAGAUGGCGGAGGGGCGGGGAUUGACAGAUCUGGAGAACCGGGUGAAAUUACUCGAGGAGAAGAUAUUCGGCCCUCUACCCAAAGAUGAGGAGUACCCUGAGGUUGUGUCAACGAUGGCCUCUCUGGGCAGUCGUCUGGGGAGCGCUUUGGGCACCAGGGAUCGCAUGAUGAUGGUGAUGAAGAGACUUGAUGAGUUGGAGCGAUACCUGGAUCCAGAGUACGGCGAGGGGCUGGAAGUGUGUGAUAGUGUGAAGUUGGAUCUGGUGCUUGGUCGUGAGGAUCAACUGCGCUCCUUCCAUAACCAACUGAUUACCCUCAAUUCCCUCAAACAUGUCCUGGACUCACAACAUAUCAAAGAUUGUGCUAACUUGGAUGAGGAAUUGACAACUGUGCAUGGUCAUCAGAGAGAUACGGAGGAAAAGGCUACUGAGCAGAGCACACAAAUCAAGAACUUGCUGAACCAAUAUAAUGACAUUAUAAACACACUGACGGAGACCUUCAUUGAAAUGGAUGCAGUAGUGACCAAGGCUGAGAUUGCAGCAUUACCUAAAAAGCCAGAGGAUUAAAAUCCUUGUACAGGGAAACAUUCUCAAGGUGUUAGCUAUGUCAUUGCUUCUAGUAUUGAUAAAUUAUAUAUCAUUUUUUGUUGUUCCAUUACAUAAGCUGAUAUGUUUUCACUGACUUCAAUAAAUUAAGUAACUUAAACAGC